Molecule: messenger RNA, 1972 nt
Organism: Nematolebias whitei (Rio pearlfish)
Lineage: Eukaryota; Metazoa; Chordata; Actinopteri; Cyprinodontiformes; Rivulidae
Gene: p4htmb
Product: prolyl 4-hydroxylase, transmembrane b
Exons: 9
Coding region: 1-1503 (500 amino acids)
Biological process (GO): peptidyl-proline hydroxylation to 4-hydroxy-L-proline
Cellular component (GO): endoplasmic reticulum
Molecular function (GO): procollagen-proline 4-dioxygenase activity; iron ion binding; L-ascorbic acid binding
Source: RefSeq, a predicted model, not a curated record
AUGACGGACGUCCAGGAGACGGCGGACGCAGAGGACGCGCCUCCGUCCGGCCGGAGCGAGGUGGAGCUCCCGCCGCCGUGCGAGCGCCUCCCCGGCCCCAAGAGCAGCGUGUGCUCCCGCUCGUACUUCGUGGUGGUGAUGGUGUUUUUCCACGUCUACAUCAUCAAUGUCAUAGCGCUGCUCUUCUACGUUCACUACAGCAGCGGCCAGGAGGACGCCGGCGGGGCUCGUGACGCGGAUGCGGGCGGCCGCCUCCUCCAGCGCCCCGCCGCCGCCGCCGGGUCGAGACGCCCGCCGGCCAAGCCCGAGUUCGCGCGCGACGUUUCUCUGACGAGACUCGAGGGGAUAAGGGUGGGACAUGUCCAGAAGGUGUCCCUGGUGCCGGACAAGGUGCACGAGAUGAGGACUCUGAGCCUGAAACCGCUGCUGUUUGAGAUCCCUGGGUUUCUGUCUGAUGAUGAGUGUCGUGUGGUGAUGAGGCUGGCACAGCUGAAGGGUCUGAUGGAGAGUCAGCUGAUGGUCCAAGAAGGUCAAGAAGAACUGGCCAAAGAGCUCAACCUCAACCCAGAGGAGAUCUUUAACCUUCUCGAUAUUAACCAAGAUGGACAACUGCAGCUUCAAGAGAUUUUGACUCAUUCUCGGGUGAGGGAAGGCAUCUGGCUCACUCCGGAGAAUCUACGAGAAGUUUACGCCGGGCUCAAAGCCGACAAGGACGACAAUGGUUUGCUGAGCCUUGAGGAGUUUCGGCUCCUGAGCAGUGACGCCUUCCAGCGCUUCCUUCUGCAGCGAGGGGUGCAGAGGAGUCAGCUGGUGCGAAACAGCAGGCACACCUGGUUGUAUCAGGGCAAAGGAGCUCACCAGGUUCUCCAAGAAAUCAAGCAAAGGGUGACUCGCCUCACUCGAAUGCCGCCCGCACUAGUGGACCUCAGUGAACCACUUCAGGUGGUUCGCUAUGAAGAGGGGGGGCACUACCACGCCCACCAAGACAGCGGGCCUGUCUACCCUGAGACAGCGUGUUCACACACACGCCUUGCGGCUAAUAUCUCCACUCCUUUUGAGACGUCGUGCAGGUACAUCACAGUUCUCUUCUACCUGAACUCUGUUGAUGGGGGCGGGGAGACCGCAUUCCCUGUGGCAGACAACAGGACCUAUGAGGAAGUGUGUCUUAUACAGAACGACGUGGAUCUUUUGGACACCAGAAGAAACUGUGAUAAGAGUAAUCUGAGAGUGAAGCCGACCAAAGGGACCGCCGUUUUCUGGUACAACUACCUCUCUGAUGGGAAAGGUUGGGUGGGAGAGCAGGAUGAGUAUGCUCUGCACGGUGGCUGUGUGGUCACCCGUGGCACAAAGUGGAUUGCCAAUAAAUGGAUCAACGUUGAUCCGGAUUACCAGAGGCAGGCUCGCUACCAGCAGCUGGUGUCACAGCUGCCUGAAGAUGAAAAUGAUGAAGAUUCUGCUCUAAACCCAGACACACACAGUCACAGCAUCCACCAGGAUUUGUAGCUCAAACACUAAAUAGUUACAAAUCAAAUAAAUUUGUCCUAGUCUUCCUCAGUCCUCUGCACAACAUUUUCAAUAUCAUCCUCUGUGGCUGGUUUGUAGAUACAAGAUUUCAGGGAAUGAGGUCACAAUGGAUUUAUGAAACAAUAAAUAGAUGCUUUGAAAAACAUUUUUUUAAACAAACUGUUUUAUCAUUGUUUCCCAUAUUAGGGGUUUUGCACUAGAACUCAGGAAGAGGUAUAGUUUCAAACUGUAUGUGUGAUUUUAGUGACAUCUAGUGGCAGAAUUUGACAUUGCAAGCAGCCCAAUAUUCACCUCUCAAGAUUUUCCAAACGUUUAGGUAGCUGCAAAAAAUGCAAAAAGUUCUUUAGAAAAAUAUUUUGAUAUAAACAUAUUAUUCUAAGAUAACUUACUGCACUUACUGCAGUUACACUCACAAUACCUUUCUGCCUCUAGAUUUCCCUAAAUGGCC